Molecule: messenger RNA, 426 nt
Organism: Seriola dumerili (greater amberjack)
Lineage: Eukaryota; Metazoa; Chordata; Actinopteri; Carangiformes; Carangidae
Exons: 3
Source: RefSeq, a predicted model, not a curated record
CAACAACUGCUACAACAACUGCCCCAACAACAACUGCUACAACAACUGCCCCAACAACAACUGUUACAACAACUGCCCCAACAACAACUGCUACAACAACUGCCCCAACAACAACUGCUACAACAACUGCCCCAACAACAACUGCUACAACAACUGCCCCAACAACAACAACUGCUACAACAACUACAACUGCAACAACAACUGCUCCAACAACUACAACUGAUACAAGUGCCCCUACAACAACUGCCACAACAACUGCUCCAACAACUACAACUGAUACAACGACUGCCUCAACAACAACAACUGCUACAACAACUACCCCAACAACAACAACUACUAUGCCCCAACAACUGCUACAACAACUGCCUCAACAACAACUGCUACAACAACUUCAACUGCUACACCAACUACACCACCAACAACUAA